AUGUUUUUCUUCUACAAAGGAGGGCGUCCCGAGCCCUUCCGUCGCAUCCACGAAGUCGCCGAAUGGAAACGCCAACGGAUAGAUUGGUUAGCAACAUUUCAUCCUGGAUAUGUUAGUGGUACUCUUUUACGGGAUGCUCUGGGGCUACAGGAUGGCGAUUUCGGAGAGAACGUCGAGUGGCUGUGGAACAUGGCUUACUGGGGUUAUCCCAAGGGCUGGGUCAGCGACGUCGAUCCGCGGGAGCGAGUCUGGAAACGCAUCUCAGAGCAGGUGACGGAUACUCUGGAGAACACUGAAGACGAGCAUCUCUCAUUGAUCAUUCACGGUGACGGCGAGGAAGAGCAUGUCUUGCUUCCUCAACAGAACUCUUUUGUCAAAGGUCUUUCUCCGGAAGAAGGCGACAAUGACUGUGACCUGGAAGACUGUGACCUGGAAAACCGUGAUCUGGAAAUAUCUGUCUCAGACCCUCCUAGGGCAACAAUAGUGCGGCGCUGGGCCAUGUACCCGGACACUUACUUUCAAUCAUCGCUGCUACCUGUUUACAAUGGUCACAAGCUUUCUCGAAGAGAACAUGUCUUCCUUGGACCUACGCCGACUUACUUUGCAAGUAGUCGAGGCAGCAUCGCGCAGCAAGCUCAGAGUGCAUCCUGCAGUCUUCCCGCUGCAUCUAAUCUCUCUCCUUUUGUGCAUAUACUGCCGCCUCCUUCCCCGAGCUCUACGCAAUCCCUUCAGAAUACCGUGCAGACUGAUUACGGAGGAGAGGCUGACAUGGACCUAUCUGACUAA
Molecule: messenger RNA, 786 nt
Organism: Sparassis crispa
Lineage: Eukaryota; Fungi; Basidiomycota; Agaricomycetes; Polyporales; Sparassidaceae
Exons: 1
Coding region: 1-786 (261 amino acids)
Source: RefSeq, a predicted model, not a curated record